AUGUCCACUUUCAGCCCCCUUAAUGCAAAGAUGCAUGGUGAUACACAUAGAACCAGCGAAUCUCAAUCAUCGACUAUAAGACCUGGCAAGACACAGUACAGGCUGAUUGAGUAUGUCGAAGACCUCGAAAGAUACAGACCCGGGGGGUAUCAUCCCUUGAAGGUCGGAGAUGACCUAGAUGACGGUCGGUAUCGACUUGUUGACAAACUUGGGUACGGAGGAUACUCGACAAUAUGGCUAGCCCGUGAUUUACAUAUGGCCAGAUAUGUUGCGGUAAAGGUUAUCACCGCCGAUGCCAGUUCAAAUGCAUCUGAGGCUAGUCUCCUAUGCUCUCUUGAUAAGUCGCCUUCUAAACCGGGACGAGAAAUUAUUCCGCCCCUCAUCGAGCAAUUCUGGGCUAUCGGUCCCAAUGGAAGGCAUAGGUGUCUCGUCACUCUGCCGGCACGAAUGAGCCUUUUCGAUGCAAAAGAAGCUUCGUCUUUCGGUCUUUUUCGUCCGAAGGUCGCGCAGUCGAUUAUUGCCCAACUGAUCCGUGGAGUCGCGUUUCUUCAUAGUGAAGAUAUUGUACAUGGCGACCUUCAUCUAGGCAACAUUCUAGUCCCGUUUCCCGAAGCAAUUGAUCGUUUUCCGACGUCGGAGUUAUACAAAAAAUUCGGAGAGCCUGAGCCAGAGGCUGUUAUCCGCAUUGAUGGAAAUCCAUUGUCGGAGGGUGUACCAGCUAGUGUAUACAUACCCGGUUGGUUUGGCACUUGUAGCGAUGAUAUUAUUUUAGGAGAGGAGAAGAUCAUCAUUAGCGACUUUGGAGAAUCUUUCAAUCCGCACAAGACCCUUAGAUUAUCCUCAAAAACCCUCCCUAUCCUGCAGCCUCCUGAGGCCAGAUUCUCCGAUGAGCCUCUCUCUUUUGCCUCCGACAUUUGGACACUUGCCUGUACUAUCUGGGAGAUUUUUGGACAACGGCCUUUGUUCGAGGCUUUUUACGCUACUGCAGACCGAGUCACCGCAGAGCAAGUCGACGUCCUUGGUAUCCUACCUCCUGAGUGGUGGAAAAAUUGGAAGAGAAGGUUGGAAUGGUUCAAUGAGGACGGGGAGUUAAAUUUGAAACCAGGCUCGUCUUGGGGUCAGGAUGGCAUGCGUCGGACCUGGGAAGACAGGUUUGGUUACUGCAUACAGGAUCCUCGCGCUGAGGCGGGCCUAGAGACCGUAACAGAGCAAGAGAAGAGGGCUUUCGAGACGAUGAUUCGAUCGAUGCUAGUCUUUCGGCCGAAUGAAAGAGCGACAGCAGAGCAGGUUUUGCACUCCGAGUGGAUGAAAGGCUGGGGACAACCGGCGCUUGAAGAGAGUAGGGCACUGUUAAACCAGUGA
Penicillium verrucosum is the source of this 1362-nucleotide messenger RNA. RefSeq lists its product as uncharacterized. The transcript has 2 exons. The coding region runs from base 1 to 1362 and encodes 453 amino acids. Gene Ontology annotation, biological process: spliceosomal complex assembly; protein phosphorylation; regulation of mRNA processing. The record is from RefSeq and is a predicted model, not a curated record. Gene Ontology annotation, molecular function: protein kinase activity; ATP binding. NCBI's taxonomy places the organism in Eukaryota, Fungi, Ascomycota, Eurotiomycetes, Eurotiales, Aspergillaceae.